Molecule: messenger RNA, 794 nt
Organism: Drosophila bipectinata
Lineage: Eukaryota; Metazoa; Arthropoda; Insecta; Diptera; Drosophilidae
Source: RefSeq, a predicted model, not a curated record
GAACAGGCUCCAAAUUCGCAGCAACAACCGCAACAGCAACAACAACAACAACAGCAACAGUACAACAACCACAAUAUCAACAACAACAACAAUAACAACAACGAUAACAAUACAGGCGGAAGUGCAACUCUAAUUGGCGGCAACAACAACAGCUGGGAGGAGGCAGGAUUAGCCGAGGGCGGCAAGGAUCAUAGGGGCAUGGUUAGUCGCCUGUCGCGACGUUUCCGGCGCUACUGCAAGUUCCUCGCCCACUCGCCCUUUCACUCCCGAAGGGAGAGUGACGGAGAUGGCGAGGCCUCGGGUUCAGCGGCCGCCUCUGCGGUGGGCAGCUCCAUGGAGCAGCUAACGGGGGGGAAGCGUAGGCGCAGCAGCAGCAUCGGUAGCGCCGGCAGCCGGCUGAAAAUGCGGCUGCGACGCUGCACCUCCUCACCGGGCUAGAGAGAAAGAGAGAGAGUGAGAGAGCAGGACCACUAAUACCUGAGAUCACUACAGGUGAUCCCUACCAGAGAGUGCUACCAGCCAGCUACAGAGACAGAGAGAGAGAGAGAGGACAGACUGGGAGUGAGUAAACGACGACGGCAGGAGAUGGGAAGAGAAAGGAGAAAGCAGAAAGCAGAGAGUUGGAUUAGAAUAGAAAAAAAACGUUGACGGUUGUUGAUAAAUAAUUGAGAAUAUUUUAUUUAAUCAACGGUAUAAUUAAUUCGAACUAAUUAUGUAAUAUUAAAACAUACAAAAAGUAACAAAAAAACAUUAACAAAAAAAAACUUUAUAUAUGUUUGUAUGUGUGUAUAUCA